Messenger RNA from Ctenopharyngodon idella (grass carp), 2213 nucleotides. Its product is annotated as CDK5 and ABL1 enzyme substrate 1-like. Bases 507 to 1418 code for a protein of 303 amino acids. Gene Ontology annotation, cellular component: cytosol. The record is from RefSeq and is a predicted model, not a curated record. Gene Ontology annotation, biological process: regulation of cell cycle; nervous system development. The transcript has 8 exons. NCBI's taxonomy places the organism in Eukaryota, Metazoa, Chordata, Actinopteri, Cypriniformes, Xenocyprididae.
CAGUCAGGGUUUCUUUUCUUACGGUGACCUGCUGAGAUGGAUCGCAGACAGAGGCAGGCGGCUCUCUCUUUCCUGAACACCAUCUCUCUGGAUGGAAAGCCAGUGGAGGCGAAUGGGGAUCUUGGUAAAGCUGAAAAUGGAGCCAGAGUCAUGCUUUCAGCAUCUGCUCCAAUCAUAAGAUCACAGACGGAUUCAGGAGAACAACACUCCAGUAAAGAGGAGUGUGAAGACCAGACGGGGAGCACAGUGAGAACAUCUCUUCUGGACAAUGAAUCCAAAGUGAACAUCUCCAAAGAGCUUCAGAGGUCUAGUUUUUUUUUUUUUUUUUUCCUUUCAAAACCUCUCCUGGAAUAUUCAGCACUAUUGAAAUACUUUUGAGACAUUUUAAAUGACCGAUUGUGUGAGCACUGCAAUGUAAACUAUUAUUCACUGUGUUCUCUUACAGUAAGACUUGCAUAAGUGACGUAUGUCCCAGGAGCAGCAGACGGAUUCACUUCAUCAAAAACAUGAGACAACAUGACACUCGCAAUGGAAGGAUAGUUUUGAUCAGUGCUAGAAGAGCUUUAUACGGGAUGUUUUCUGCCCUGCCCUAUCGAGACUUCAGUCAGAUCAACGAUCAAAGGUUAGACUGCGGACAUCAGAAGAGCUUCAGUGGAGCGACUAAAGACGCAGUGAUUGGUCUGGACGGUGUUGAACCUGGAGUCAAGGGUAAGACAGUGUCGUACACAAAACUUCUGUCUCACACGAAUGCCUUGAGUGACAGCAGUGGCGGCCCUGACGUCUUCACACGGCAUUCUGGGUCACAAUGUGUUUUGAGUCCAGCAUGUAGUGUCCUCUCUCAGACUGGCACAAAGAGAGGAUUCAAAGGGAGAAACAUUGAUGAUUAUGACCCAAAUCUUCUGGAUGACCCUCAGUGGCCGUGUGGGAAACACAAACGAGUGAUUGUCUUUCCAUCUUAUAUGACUUCGGUCAUUGAAUAUGUGAAGCCCUCCGACCUGAAGAAAGACAUGAACGAAACAUUCAGCGAAAAGUUUCCUCAUGUUCAACUGACCCUCAGCAAAAUCAGAAGUCUGAAAAGAGAGAUCCGUAAGUUGGCCCAGGAGGACUGUGGGUAUGAAGAACCGACAAUUGCUAUGGCUCAUGUCUACUUUGAAAAACUCGCCCUGCACGGUAAACUGGACAAGCAGAAUCGCAAACUUUGCGCUGGAGCUUGUAUCCUACUCGCUGCCAAAAUAAGCAAUGACCUCAAGAAGCCAGAGGUCAAGCACCUUAUAGAUAGACUGGAGGAGAGACUGCGUUUGAAUCGCAGGGAACUUUUAUCACUGGAGUUUCCCGUGCUGGUGGCGCUCGAGUUUAAACUGCAUUUGCCACAGCAUGAGAUCUUACCGCACUACAGACGCCUGCUGCAGACCACCUGAACCCAGACCAGAUCCUCAAAACCUACAUUAUUUGCUCUGUAUUUAACUUACAGAUCAAGUGUAAUUACAAAUAUUUGAAAUCAAAUUCUGUUACAUCAUUUAAUUGUAUUUUUCAUCAGAAAACAUCUUUGAAAAAUGGUCAAUGGAAUUCUUUUAUUUACUUUUGCAAAAAAGUGAUUUAAAAUACUAAGAAAACAGAAUUAUUUCAUAAUAAAAUACAUGGUCAAUUUCAAUGAGAGAAGCUUUAGAAAUACAAAAUUACAGUAUACAAAGUGUCUCUGAAAUACAGUAAAUGCAAUAAUAAAUCACAGUACUUUUUGCAGGACUAAUUUUUUACCACAUCUUUAUGUAACAAAAAUAUUUUUAAAAACCACAUUAGAGCUACAGAGGGCUCAUGCACUGAUGUUUUCCCAUUUCAUCUUAAUUCAUUCUCAUAAAGCAUACUGAUCUAAGGUGGGACAGUAUUCAGGAUGUGAUCCAGGACUCUUAAAAGUAAACACUGCAGGACAAUGAUGUGGAAAGGUUGAACACUAACAGGAAGUACAAACACUGCUUCUGAAAUAGAACAUCUUGAAAAAUUGUACAAAACUUCUGGUGCAAAAACAGAACAGAGUCUGAAUUAGACUACAAUUAACUGCCCACAUUAAAAUGUAGGAAAUUACAGUAAAUGGUAAACAACUAUAUAUAUAAUUUUUUUCCCCAAAUAUUUGGUUUAAAGUGUCUCAGACUGGAAAUAAGGGGGUGAAAAGAGAAGUAAAUAGAAAAAUACAGAAAAACAAAAGGAGUAAAAAAAGA